This is a messenger RNA of Triplophysa dalaica, 4031 nucleotides long. It is a transcript of the gene myo1eb, whose product is annotated as myosin IEb. Gene Ontology annotation, cellular component: plasma membrane; actin cytoskeleton; microvillus. Gene Ontology annotation, molecular function: actin filament binding; ATP binding; microfilament motor activity. The coding region runs from base 328 to 3630 and encodes 1100 amino acids. NCBI's taxonomy places the organism in Eukaryota, Metazoa, Chordata, Actinopteri, Cypriniformes, Nemacheilidae. The record is from RefSeq and is a predicted model, not a curated record. The transcript is spliced from 27 exons. Gene Ontology annotation, biological process: vesicle transport along actin filament; actin filament organization.
GCGCCGUUAUGUGUUUCGGUAUCACAAGGGUAAAAAAAGUCUCCAAUACCUGCCUACACUUGCCGCUGCAUGGACAACACCCGUAAAACCGAUCAUUUAUUCUCUCUCGCAAGCGCUGCCGACCCACGAAACGCAAAACGUAUGCUGUUUUUACACUCGUGGAUAUAUUUAAGAAGCCGUGUCGGAAAUUAUAAUCGGAACAUCAAAUGGAUGACUUGUAAUAAACUAAUCCCGGAGUUUCGCCUGAAACUUGCAAGAGUUCCUCGAAGUGUCCACGCAGGGCUACUCGUUUACUGAGGGUGUAACAGGAAGUGCCUUCAAUUAAUAAUGGGGAGCAAAGAAAAGUAUCACUGGCAGACGCAGAAUGUGAAAGUGAGCGGAGUGGAUGACAUGGUCCUCCUCUCCAAGAUCAGUGAAGAUGCCAUUACAGAUAACCUGAAGAAAAGAUACAUGGAUGAUUAUAUAUUUACAUACAUCGGUCCUGUGCUGAUAUCGGUCAACCCUUUUAAACAGCUGCCGUAUUUCACAGAUCGUGAGAUUGAACUCUACCAGGGAGCUGCCCAGUAUGAGAAUCCCCCCCACAUCUACGCACUGGCCGACAACAUGUACCGCAACAUGAUGAUUGAUUCAGAGAAUCAUUGUGUCAUUAUAAGCGGAGAAAGUGGAGCAGGAAAGACAGUCGGAGCAAAAUACAUCAUGGGCUAUAUUUCUAAAGUGUCAGGAGGUGGCUCUAAAGUUCAGCAUGUGAAAGACAUUAUUCUCCAGUCUAACCCGCUCCUGGAGGCUUUUGGGAAUGCUAAAACUGUCCGCAACAACAACUCCAGUCGCUUUGGAAAGUACUUUGAAAUUCAGUUCAGCCGCGGAGGAGAACCUGACGGUGGAAAGAUCUCUAACUUCCUUCUGGAAAAGUCUAGAGUGGUGUCUCAGAACCAAGGCGAAAGAAGUUUCCAUAUUUAUUACCAGCUCUUGCAAGGAGCCAGCAAAGAGCAGAGAGAGAAUUUAGGCGUCACCACGCCGGAUUAUUACUUCUACUUAAACCAGUCCGGCACCUACACGGUGGAGGACAUCAGCGACAAGAAUGAGUUCGCAGACACCAUGGCUGCCAUGUCAGUGGUCGGUCUUUCUAUGGAUGAACAGGACACCGUGUUACAGAUUGUGGCAGGAAUCCUCCAUCUCGGUAACCUCGCUUUUAGGGAGGAGGGCAACUACGCUGUGGUGGAGAGUGAAGAUUUCCUGGCAUUCCCCUCAUACCUGUUGGGAAUUAAUCAGGACGGUCUGAAGAGUAAACUGACCAGUCGCAUCAUGGACAGCAAGUGGGGUGGCAAGACGGAGACCAUUUCCGUCACUUUGAACACGGAGCAGGCCUCCUUCACCCGGGAUGCCCUCUCCAAAGCGCUCUAUUCUAGACUCUUCGACUAUCUUGUUGAUGUCAUAAACAAGGCGAUGCAGAAAGACCACGAAGAGUUGAACAUUGGCGUUUUAGACAUCUACGGCUUUGAAAUCUUUCAGAAAAACGGAUUCGAGCAAUUUUGCAUUAACUUUGUAAAUGAGAAACUGCAGCAGAUUUUCAUCGAGCUCACGCUAAAAGCAGAGCAAGAAGAGUAUGUACAAGAAGGAAUCAAAUGGACCCCCAUUGAGUACUUCAACAACAAAGUCGUAUGUGAUUUAAUUGAGUCCAAAGUGAAUCCUCCUGGUAUCAUGAGCAUCCUGGAUGAUGUGUGUGCCACCAUGCAUGCUAAAGGAGAGGGUGCAGAUCAGACUCUUCUGCAGAAACUACAGUCACAAAUCGGCGCUCACGAGCACUUUAACAGCUGGAACAAGGGUUUCAUAGUACACCACUAUGCAGGCAAAGUGUCUUAUGAUGUGAGCGGCUUCUGCGAGAGAAACAGGGACGUGCUGUUCAAUGACAUCAUCGAGCUCAUGCAGAGCAGUGAGUUCGCCUUCAUCCGAGAUUUGUUCCCAGAGAACCUUGAGGCUGAGAAAAGAGGCCGUCCCACCACUUCUAGUUCAAAGAUUAAGAAACAGGCAAAUAAUCUGGUUCAGACAUUGAUGAAAUGCACCCCUCACUAUAUCCGAUGCAUUAAGCCCAAUGAAACCAAGAAGUCUCGUGAUUGGGAGGAAAGCCGAGUCAAACAUCAGGUGGAGUAUCUGGGAUUGCGGGAGAACAUCCGCGUGCGCCGGGCGGGCUACGCGUUCCGCCGUGUCUUCAAGAAAUUCCUGCAAAGGUACGCCAUCUUGACCAGAGAAACGUGGCCCCAGUGGCAAGGGGACGAGAAACAGGGUGUCCUGCAUCUUUUAAGAUCUGUCAAUAUGGAUUCUGAUCAGUACCAGCUGGGCAAGACUAAAAUCUUCAUCAAGGCUCCAGAAUCAUUAUUUCUGCUGGAAGAGAUGCGGGAAAGAAAAUACAACGGACAUGCUCGGGUAAUCCAGCAAGCAUGGCGCAAACACAUCGCUGUGCGCAAGUAUGUCCGCAUGCGAGAGGAGGCAUCUGACCUCCUGUUGAAUAAGAAGGAGAGAAGGAAGAACAGCCUGAACCGCAAUUUUGUAGGCGACUACAUCGGCACAGACAACCGCCCUGAAAUCCGUCAGUUUGUGGGUCGCAGGGAGAGAAUCGACUUCGCUGACGUGGUGGUCAAAUACGACCGCAGAUUUAAGAUUGUCAAGCGGGACCUUAUUCUCACCCCUAAGUUCCUCUAUCUGAUUGGACGGGAGAAGGUGAAGCAGGGUCCUGAGAAAGGGCAGAUUCAGGAGGUGAUGAAGAGAAAGAUUGAGUUAGAGAAGAUCCAGUCUGUUUCUCUCAGCACACUACAAGAUGACUUCUUUAUAUUGCACGAGGAGCAAUAUGACAGCGUGCUGCAGUCCGUCUUCAAGACAGAAUUCCUCAGUCUGUUGUACAAACGCUACGAGGAGAAAACCCGGAAGAAGCUUCCACUUAAAUUCAACAAUCUACUUGAAUUUAAGGUGAAGAAAGGAGGCUGGGGUCCGUUCUCAUCCGCUGGUUCUCGGCAGAUCCAGUUUCAGGUGGGGCAGGGGGACGAGGCGGUUCUGAAACCAAGCAGUAAAGUCCUGACUGUCGGUAUUGGACAAGGUCUUCCUAAAAAUACAAGACCCACUCGCCGUGACAACCGAAAGAGCAGGUCCAUCGGAAACACGAAUCCCAAAGCAGGCCAGUAUUCUCGUGAACCUUCCAAAACUGAUGGUCGAGGAAGAGGAACUCAAGGUCCUCAACCCUACGUGAGGAACUCUCUGCUGCGUCAGCAGUCCACUAAGGAACAGCCCACCUUACCCCGACAUGGAGGUUCACGUCGCAGUCACCAUGACAGCCAAGUCUACGCAGACAUGGGCUUCAUGGAAGUUCCUGACCAAGGAGUGGCAGGAAUGCAUCGCAGACGUUCAAAAGAGUACAAACCUCUCCCAGGGUCAGGACGCCCUAAACCCGCCCCCAAACCGAAGCCCCGCACCCCACAAUGCAAAGCGCUCUACAUUUAUGACGCUCAGGACACUGAUGAGCUCAGCUUUCAAGCAGAUGAUAUUAUAGAAAUAGUAACUGAAGACCCCUCGGGUUGGUGGUUUGGGCGUCUGAGAGGAAAGGAAGGCAUGUUUCCUGGAAACUAUGUUGAAAAGCUCUAAAUUGAAAUUGUACUGUAAAAAAUUCAGUGGUUCAUUAUAUUACAUGUAAUAUACCCAAAGGAUGUUUUAGGCUAACAAAAAUGUGUUUAAAAAAUUUACUUAAAUACUACUUUGGAACACCUACAACUUUUAUGCGAUUCAGUUUUUAAUGCAAUCUUAGCGGAAUGUUGAAGAAUCUCAUAAUUUUGACUCCCCAUGUUAUUUCAUGUAAAACGCAAGAUCUUUUUAAAUGUCUUUAUGAGAAUUUAAUAGAUGUAUCAAUAUUUUAAUGUACUGUUUGUGUGUAAUUUUACAAAAGUCGUAUUUUUAAAGAUUCUUUUUUACUUGUACUGUUGUAAUUUUGUAAAAUCAGAAAAGUGUCUUCAAAAACUAGUUGAACAAAAAUAAAGAGGAACCGUUUG